Clupea harengus (Atlantic herring) is the source of this 4828-nucleotide messenger RNA. RefSeq names its product FA complementation group I (gene fanci). Gene Ontology annotation, biological process: DNA repair. The transcript is spliced from 37 exons. Gene Ontology annotation, molecular function: DNA polymerase binding. The record is from RefSeq and is a predicted model, not a curated record. NCBI's taxonomy places the organism in Eukaryota, Metazoa, Chordata, Actinopteri, Clupeiformes, Clupeidae. Bases 527 to 4522 code for a protein of 1331 amino acids.
AAGGGUGUGUUCACUUUGAAACGCUGGCGGGAAUUAAAGAGUAAGUUAGACGACAUUACGACUAGGUAAAUUCGCUUUAUUUAUGUAAAAUUCAUAUCAAUGACAAAUUCCAAAAUAAUUUCCACAUUCCAUGUCGUUAAGUCUGUGAGUAAUAUGGUACACGGUUUAGCUAGUUUGGGUGUCCUGGCUUAGCUAACUAAGGCGAUAGCUCGACUUGCGUUACUUAUAGGUAGGUUAGCUAACGUUAUUUAACAUUCUUGACCACCUACAUUACGUUUUAGCUAACAUUUAUAUGUUACCGAAAUGUGUCAUCUCGACAGGUCAAAGAAUUAGAGAAUAAGGCUAGUCUUGUUAUCUAACAACUUCAGUCAGUGUUGCCUGUUCAUUUAACAUUAGCCUUCUCCAUUCUCAGUUGUCGAAGUAUGGUAUGUUUAUUAGUUAGCUGGCUAAUGGACGUGAGGACGCACGUAUGAACCACAAAACCAUCGCAGUGUUAAGCCAAAAUUUAAAACCAUAGAAAUUCAGGAUGAGAGUUGACACUGAGAAUAUCAUCAGUCUGUCUGAGAAGGACAGUACGCACGAACUGCAGGAAUACCUGAGCUCUGUGACUCCUGAGCAGCUCACCACAGUGAUUACAAACACUGCACUUAAAGGCAAAGAUAUUGGAGCUCUAAUCAAAGCCUUUUUUAAAGGCUCUCCACCCAGCCUUCCUAAUGGGGUGUCUCGGCGUGCUCUGCUGUACCAGCACUGCAUCUCUCUGUGCGACUCAGGGGACCUACAGACAGAGGUGGCUUCAGAUAUCAUGGGCUUGCUGAUGUUGGAGACACACAGCCUCCCUGGGCCUUCCCUGGCACAGCUGUCAUCUCUGUAUGUAGAUGCCAUUAAGGCAGGGAAGAUGGGAAAUGGAAAAUCCUUGGAGCUCUUCCCAACCAUCUUAACUGCACUCGCAGGCACCAAGGCCCUUGCCUAUGGUAAAGGAGAACUGAGUGGAGAGGAGUACAAGAAGCAGCUCAUCAACACUCUCUGCUCUAGCAGGUGGGAUCCCCAGUAUGUUAUUCACCUGACGACCAUGUUCAGGGAUGUGCCCUUGUCACCAGAAGAGCUGCAGUUUGUUAUAGAGAAGGUGCUGAGAAUGUUUGAGAAGCUGGAGCUUCAGGAAAUCCCCCCACUGAUCUAUCAGCUCCUGCUACUGUCAUCCAAGGGUUGUAAGAAACAGAUGCUGGAGGGAAUUAUUCGAUAUUUUGAGCAGCAGGAUGAACAGCAGAAAUCGGAGCAGAUAGAGGGGGAGAACCUGGAUGUCGAGGUUCAAUCCAUCCCUCAGGACCAGCUGCGGCACGUGGAGGGAACGGCCAUCUUGCACAUUGUGUUUGCUGUUCGGCUUGAUCAUGAGCUUGGCAAGGAAUUCCUCAAAACCAUGAAGGCGUCUCUUGGUGAGCCGUCGCGAGUGCUCUGCUCCUUCAGUAUUGCCCAGCUGCUUUCUUUGUCUCGGAUCCAGCGUCUGGAGGAGCAGGUGUUUGACUUCUUGAAAGGGUCCAUCAUAAAGUGCUUCAAGGACGAGCAGGUGCAGCAGGGCUCGAAGUUCUUGCAGGAUCUGGUGGCUCCACCCUGUAGCGUAUCCACUAUGAUUCUGGAGACUGUGAAAAACAGUGUGUUUGGUUGGGACCAUGUCACUCAAGGACUGGUGCAGUUAGGCUUCAUACUCAUGGACUCCUUUGGGCCGAAGCCUGGGCCCUUUGGAAAGACGGCAGAGGCUCCCAGCUCCUCAGUAAGGAGCCCAACUCAACUGGCAUGUCAGCUUGGUGGCCAAAUCCUCCUGGAAGGUUUCAAGAUGCAUGAGCAAAUCAGAGGGGAAAUUCUUGAGCAGGUUCUGAAUCGGCUGGUCACAAAAACAGCUUCUCCAGUCACUCAUUUCAUCGAUCUUCUCUCCAGCAUGGUCACCUCUGCACCCAUGAUCCUACUGGAAUCCUCCCCCAAGGUGAUGGAGACCUUCGACCAGCUGUCCUACCUUCCUCUCAGCACUGUGGAGGGGCUCCUGAAGGCUGUGCAGCCACUUCUGAAAGUUAGCAUGGCGUUGAAGGACUCGCUGAUCAUUGUGCUCAGGAAAGCAAUGUUCUCUAGUCAGCUGGAUGGGAGGAAGUCUGCUGUGUUGGGUUUUCUCCUACUGCUGAAGAACUUCCGGGUUCUGGGCAGCGUUUCCUCCAGCCAGGCCAGCCAGGCCAUCACGUCCAGCCAGAUCCAGGCAGAUGUCCACUCGCGCUACAAUGCAGCGGCCAACGAAGCCUUCUGCCUGGAGAUCCUUAGCAGUCUGCGGCGCUGCCUCAGCCAGCAGGCUGACGUGCGCAUCAUGCUGUACGAGGAUUUUCAUGACGUCCUGCGACGCAACUCCAAGCUGGCAAGCUCCAUCAUGCAGACUCUUCUGUCCCAGCUGAGACGCUACUAUGAGCCAGAGCAGGACUUGCUUCCUCCACUGAAACUGGAGCCCUGUAUCAGUGCACAAGGAGACCAUGUGUUUCUCCAAGAACCCCUGUCCCACCUGCUGUCCUGCACGGUGCACUGCCUGCUCUGGUACCAAGGGCUGCACGCAAGACGACCCAAUACAGGGGAUGAGGAAGAUGAUGACGACGAUGAAGACGAAGGAGGUUUCCAGACAGAGCUGCAGACCAUGCUUGAGAGCGUGACCAGACGCAUGGUGAAGAGCGAGUUGGAGGACUUUGAGCUGGACAAAUCGGCUGAGUUCUCCAUGGCCUCCAGUGUGGGCGUUAGGAACAGCAUCUUCGCUGCCCUGCUGAUGGGCCUCUACGAGGUUCUCAUAGAGUACAACUUCACAUCCGCCAACUACAAUAAGAACCGAUUUGAGGAGCUUCUUCAGCUCUUCAGCAGGUACCAGAAGCUGUGUGAGAUUGUAAAGGAGAAGGCAGGGAAGAGCAGGGCUUCCAGCAAAGCCCCACGCAGCCUGCUAUCUCUGGGCUUCAUCUCCUCGCUGCUGUAUGCGCUCUUUAGAGACAGCACUCAAAGCCGAGAGGAGAGUCUUGCCGUGCUGCGGGGUAGCGCAGACUUCAUGCGCUACGCCGUUGGAGUAACCGUGCACAAGAUUCAGCAGCUGGAGGAGACGGGACACACAGAUGGACCAGACGGACAUCAUGCUGACAAGGCAUUCCACCACCUCUGUGACAUCACCAGUGUGCUGAUGUGGAGGUACACCAAUGUCCCGCCGGCUGCAGAGGAUGCUGGGAAGAAGACGGGCAGCCGCAGUGUGUCCGUGCUGUGCCUGGAGGGACUCCUCAGGGUCUUCACCACCGUGCAGCAGCGCCAUCCCACCAGGCUGGCACAGCUACUGGGUGCCAUCGAUGUCAUGGAGGAAGAGGGAGGCGAGGCAGGCGACGGCCUCGUAGAGAAGCUUUCGUUCUACCUGCGCCAGUUUCAGCGCUCCUUGAUGACCCAGCUGAGUGGGAGUGAAGAGGACUUCAGUAGUCGGGAGGCCCAGCUGUUAGUUGGGGUUCUGGCUGUGCUGUCAUGCCGGUUAGAGUCUGGCUCCCCACAGUUGGAGCAGAUGAUUACCUGGACACUUAAAAUCUGCAAGGAGACCAGUUUUGAGGACGUGGCUCUGACGAAGGGGCUUCUGUCGCUGCUCUUCUCUCUGCUGGCCCUACAGAGGAGCCCUGUGGCUGAGCUCUGGGAACUCUGCCAGGACAUUCACAGUCAGCUGGGAGAUAUUGACCAGGAUGUGGAGUUGGAGAAACAGUCCCAUUUUAAUAUUGUCUGCAUGAAGACUGCAGCCCCGACCACACUGCUGGUGUUGGCGCAGGUGGGCCGUUUGCUGGAUGAGGUGGACUGGCUGAUCACCCAGAAGAAAACCCAGGCAGCCUUGGACAAGGGCAAUGCGGAUCUCUUGCAGGCGACUGGGCAGCAGGACCGCGUGCUGAAGGCAGUGACGCUGCAGUUGGGCACGCUGCUGACGGCGCUGCAUGAGCUGCUGCAGUCGGCGCUGCCCCCCGGGGCCUGCACUGACACGCUGCUGCGCGACCUGAGUCGCACCUACGGCCUCCUCACCUCCCUGCUCAAAUACUACAUCCAGCUGUGUGCGUCACAUCAGAGCCAGCUUCCAUCACGCCUAGAGAAACUGGUCAAACUUUCAGGGUCUCAUCUGACUCCCCAGUGUUACAACUUCAUCACCUAUGUGCAGAGUGGUGAGGGGAGUGGAGGAGCCGAGAAGAAAAAGAAAAAGAAGGAAGAAGAUGCUAUGGUGGCAGCAUCUGCUAAGGUCCUGCGUCAGACCAAAGUCGUCCCCAACCUCAUCUUCAGCAUAGAGCAGUACGAGAAGUUCCUCAUUCUCCUCUCCAAGAAGUCAAAGGUAAAUCUGAUGCAGUACAUGAAACUGACUACUUCCAGAGACUUCCGCAUCAACGCGGCGGCCCUGGACGCCGUACUACAGGAGCAGCAGGACCCUGACAGUCAGCAGACCACAGCUACCCAGACCCCCGAACAGAGUCAGGAACCCAAGAAGAAGAAGAGGAAGGUGUGAGGAUGCUCGUGUCGUCUUCUCUACCCGUCCACCCUGCUGCAGCUUUGUCUGGUUAGGAUCUAGUCCUGGCUCCAUCCUGCUUUCUGCCCUUCUCCAGUGAGCCCUUGGUGAUCUCCAUGAUCUGGUAGAUAUCCAAGGCUUCACCUGCAGAGAGAUUGUUUCACACUAUUAAUGUUUUGUCUGUUUCAUUCAUGAAUUCACUGACUUUUUUUUCAGUGUAGAACAUUUAAAAUAUUUUAUUGUUUGUAAAAGAAAAAAAAAAGUGUGUUUUCACUUAAACUAAUUAAAAACACCCUACUUUUAAAA